UUUAACUGAUCAUCUCUCUCUCUCGUGCAUUCUUCAACGACAUUAGCCGUUUCUACACCGAUCACACACCACAGAUCUGAGCUCCGAUCCCUGCGAUAGAAUUCUCCCCAGAUUUUUUUAAUUUCAGGAGUAAUUUCGAUCUAACACUAUGUCUUCCACGUUCAGCGGCGAUGAAACUGCUCCCUUCUUCGGAUUCCUUGGCGCAGCUGCUGCCCUCGUCUUCUCAUGUAUGGGUGCAGCCUAUGGGACAGCUAAAAGUGGUGUAGGUGUGGCAUCAAUGGGAGUUAUGAGGCCGGAGCUGGUAAUGAAAUCGAUUGUGCCGGUGGUCAUGGCUGGUGUUUUGGGUAUUUACGGUUUGAUUAUUGCUGUCAUUAUCAGCACCGGUAUUAACCCUAAAGCAAAGUCCUAUUACCUUUUUGAUGGUUAUGCUCAUCUCUCUUCUGGUCUUGCCUGUGGCCUAGCUGGGCUUGCUGCUGGAAUGGCUAUUGGUAUUGUUGGAGAUGCUGGUGUUAGGGCCAAUGCUCAACAACCAAAGUUAUUUGUGGGAAUGAUCCUUAUUCUCAUUUUCGCUGAAGCUUUGGCGCUCUACGGUCUUAUCGUUGGAAUUAUCUUGUCGUCGCGAGCAGGCCAGUCUAGAGCCGACUAGGUUGAGGGAACCAUGUUGUACUACGACUACUUUUUCGCGGUUGAUGAUGCCGGAUUUUUUUUGUUUCUUGGUGCUGUUUGUAUACAAUUAUUCGUUUUCUGCAGAAUAAAAGCUUCUUUGAGAGCUGUUUAUAUCUGAUUAAAA
Messenger RNA from Salvia splendens (bonfire salvia), 790 nucleotides. Its product is annotated as V-type proton ATPase 16 kDa proteolipid subunit. Gene Ontology annotation, biological process: proton transmembrane transport. The transcript has 4 exons. The coding region runs from base 149 to 646 and encodes 165 amino acids. Gene Ontology annotation, cellular component: proton-transporting V-type ATPase, V0 domain. The record is from RefSeq and is a predicted model, not a curated record. Lineage: Eukaryota; Viridiplantae; Streptophyta; Magnoliopsida; Lamiales; Lamiaceae. Gene Ontology annotation, molecular function: proton-transporting ATPase activity, rotational mechanism.